Messenger RNA from Helianthus annuus (common sunflower), 1059 nucleotides. RefSeq lists its product as uncharacterized. The record is from RefSeq and is a predicted model, not a curated record. The coding region runs from base 1 to 1059 and encodes 352 amino acids. The transcript is spliced from 7 exons. NCBI's taxonomy places the organism in Eukaryota, Viridiplantae, Streptophyta, Magnoliopsida, Asterales, Asteraceae.
AUGGUGGUUGAAAAGGUUAAAGAUGGAGAUAUAGUCGACUGCGUUGACAUAUACAAACAACCGGCUUUCGAUCAUCCGCUUCUGAAAAAUCAUACCAUUCAGGUGUUAUUCACACUUUACCCACUAGACAAUUCAAAUAGUAUUUUAAUGAAGUCCAGCCAUCUUGAUCCAACCGAGCAUACACCAAGGACUAUGCAAAACUCUAGUUCUUCCAAGUUGCCAUCACAAGUAUGGUUGCAGUAUGGAAGUUGCCCAAACGGAACAAUCCCAAUUCGUAGAUCCUCAAACAAUCAUCAAACUAAUAGCUAUAGCCAUCCCAGGAAGUUUUCAGUGGCUCUAACCGAAAUAUACAGUUACUCGGGAGCUAAAGGCAACAUAAAAGUAUGGAAACCCUAUGUUGAAUCGGUCGGUGACUAUAGUAGUUCUCAAGUUAUGCUUAGGAAUGGCCCUUUAACAGCCUUUGAGACUGCACAAGCCGGAUGGGCAGUAAACCCGUUUGUUUACAACGAUGCUAAAACCCGCUUAUUUGCAUACUGGAGUGUUGAUGGCAUGAGAAAUACAGGCUGCUUUGAUCUCACAUGUCCUGGGUUCGUUCAGACAUCUCACGAGAUCCUUUUGGGAGGAGAUCUUGAUCCAUAUUAUGGAGCUGAAAUCUCAAUUCAAAUCUCCAAGGAUCCAAACACAAAUAACUGGUGGUUUAAAUUCAACGACAAGGAAGUUGGGUACUGGCCUGGCGACAUUUUUCAGUUAAUGAAAUAUCAAGCCACCUCAGUCCGGUGGGGAGGUGAAGUCUACAGCCAGAAGGUGGGAACCCAUCCACACACAGAAACCGCCAUGGGCAAUGGACAGUUUUCUGACCACGUAUUUAGACGCUCUGGAACAAUCACAGGGAUGCUGAUAGAAGCAAAUUCGAAUCCACCAAGGCAACCAGAUCCUGAAACGAUGUUCGUUAGCUCCGAUGAGUGGAGCUGCUACGACGCAUAUCUAUUGACAAGACAUGUCCCUGAACCCGUGUUCCUCUACGGAGGUCCGGGGGGUCGCAAUAAUCCAAUGUGCUAA